Tigriopus californicus is the source of this 2453-nucleotide messenger RNA. Its product is annotated as fucose-1-phosphate guanylyltransferase-like. Bases 632 to 2377 code for a protein of 581 amino acids. The record is from RefSeq and is a predicted model, not a curated record. The transcript has a single exon. Lineage: Eukaryota; Metazoa; Arthropoda; Copepoda; Harpacticoida; Harpacticidae. Gene Ontology annotation, molecular function: transferase activity, transferring phosphorus-containing groups.
CUACUUCCGUCCAUCUCAACGAUUCCUCAGUCAUAUUUCUCAAAUUCGGACCAACUUUCAAAGGCAUGUUUGACUUGAGCCCAAUAUUCAACAUGGCUGUUGCAAUACAAGCACUUCCCACAAACUCAUCACUAACUGCGUUUCUUCAUUCACGUCAGAAAAACGUCAGAUAACAAGUAAAAGUACGGCGGGAGUGCCGCUGAGGCCACAGAUAUCAAUAUUAGUGGACUGUGCGAGUGCUGAUUGCUUUCUUUAAGUCAACUGCCAACAAGACUUACUUUGUCGCCUGUACAAAUUACAAACCGUUCAACAGGCAUCAAGUUGCUAUGCUGCAAGUGAUAUUAUAGGUGUGUCAUGUAGAGGGGCAAUUUCAUCUGGUCGAAGAGAGAGCAAUGGAUUUUGUGGGCUCCAGGGUGUUUGGGGUGGUGACACUUGAUGUGUUUUAUUCUCACCUGCGGUCUAGGUAGGGGCAACUUGACACGUAUUUACCUGCCGACGGUUAUCACAAAGUCAUGAACACACUUGUUGGGAUUUAACCAAUUGGGCAGGGAAAGAUUUUCAAGUCGGAGACCGGUGCAUCAAAACCAUUUUCGAUAUUCCCAAUCCAAUUUGGGUGUGACAGUAUUUAACAAUGAGCUCAGAUGCUUGUUCCAUUGUUGCCCAAGAGGAUGGCGAUUCAGCCCUGUUGGUCACUUUAUAUGACCGAAUAUCACAUUACAAACGUCUUCGUGGCCAAUCCCCCCAAGAGAUUGGUAUCCCAUUUUGGGAUAUCAUUGUCAUAUCGGCUGGAGAUCAUAUCCAAUCGGAAGUCAUAUCCGGAUUCUUGAUCAAUCUUGGCAACCGCAAUCUUCUGAUGAAGGGCGUGACUUACAAGGUCUAUCCUGAUCCGGAUGGACAAAGGGUGGGCGAUGGUGGAGCCACCCUUAAUGUCGUCAAGAGAUUGAUGGAAGACUUUGGAGACAAUGUAUUUGAACAAAGAAUCUUGCUUAUUCACGCAGGUGGAUUCUCCAAACGGAUUCCACAUCUCAGUUUCAUCACCAAGCUAUUUUGUCCCAUUCCCUUUGGAUUGCAAUCUGAUGCCCAGGAUGAGAACCAUUCCACCUCAAACCUAACCAUGUUCGAUUUGAAGCAAGCCAUGUAUUUACGCUUCUUGGAUACGUUUUCUUCCGGAAUAUUCGCAGCAGCUUCGGAUGACAUUGAAAGUUUCAUUGAUUCCCCUGAAGAUUUCCAAAGGUUCAAAGCUGACUUAGACCAAUUAAACCCGGACGAACCCGCCCUAUUUUCAUUGGCCCAUCCAUCACAGUUGCAAAUAGGCAAAAACCAUGGGGUGUUUUCGCUUUCAAAGGCCUCUUUCGACGCCUUGCAAUCCACUAGUAUGUUAUUGAUUCGAGACUGCUUGAAAGUUGUACAAAAACCAACUAUUGAGGAGAUGAAAGCCAGAAACUUGGUGAUUUCGUCAAAUAAUGAAGAUAUCGUUUACACGGAUAGUGCUUAUUGGAUGAAUGCACCUUUGGUGAAACGACUUGCUGACUUUGCUUUGAGCCAAAGUUCCGCUAAUGAAGAAUUUUCCAUGUACUCAGACUUCAUGACACGACAAUCUGGAAAAGAGGCUCCGAUUUCCACCAUUGAAGAGCCAAACCAUUCGUCAAUCCAACCUCUAUUGGACAUGGCAACCAAAGUCCCAAUCUAUUUAAUAGCUUUGCCUCAGUCCAAGUUUUAUCACCUCGGUACCACCAAUGAGUACCUUGACAUGGUCCAAAAGUGCCUUAUGAUCCAAAAAGCUACGACUAAACUAGAGAUUGAUGAUAAGUCCCUGGAAAAUUUCCAAGCCAGACGCUCCUUCAUAUCUUGCUCAGAUUUGCCCGCUCAAGUCUUCAUUCCACAUGGAUGUGUUUUGGACCAUACCGUGAUAUCCACCAAUACCAUUCAACUACGGCCCAAAACCAUCUUAAGUAACUGCCAUAUUCCCAUGGACAUCGGUGAGAUUGAGAUUCCCGGAGAAUACGUCUACGCGACUGUCCCCGUUGAGCUGAAAUCAGAUGCAACACAAAAAAGCACCCCUGGUUUUGUCACCAAGAUCACCCAUAUCAACGAAGAUGUUAAGGGUGUUUACGAUAGCCUGGUUGAUGUCCAAGGCAAAACGAUGGUUCGGUUACCCUCCCACGUCAGUUUUACUAACGACUGUUUCAGUUUGUGGAACGCCAAGAUUUUUCCAAUGGAGACGGACAAAUGUCAAUCAUUCUUGGCUUCAUUUCGAACGUUCUUUUCCGGCAAGGAAUUAAUAUUGGAGGCAGAUACCGCGUAUUUUUCUUGUGAUGAUUUGAUGAAAAUGAGAAGCAAAAGCCGGAUAGUGCAAGAAUUUUCGUUAUACAAAUAAUAUUUUCGUUUGAAGUGUUCGGUAUUAUGUUUUCUUUUUUUUUUCAAUGAAAAAUACAGUUAAUUAGUUUUUUUCA